Messenger RNA from Linepithema humile (Argentine ant), 2182 nucleotides. The record is from RefSeq and is a predicted model, not a curated record. Lineage: Eukaryota; Metazoa; Arthropoda; Insecta; Hymenoptera; Formicidae.
ACAGCGUCUACUUACGGUAACGGUCUUGUAACGGUUUUGAUUGUGAGUGCCGUGUUUAUCCGUAUUAAUCCGUCUUAAAAAUGUAUAACAAGUAUAAUUUUAUCGGGAGUGUCGAUUACAGUGACGGGCGAUUGUUAGAAUGUAUUAUUUUUACCGCGAGUGCUCGUGAUAACAGUGUCUGGUCGUCGAUCGUAGCUGGCUCUACACAAACAUAUCCAAUAUAAAUCCGGUAUAGCGAAACGUGUAUUUAGAUAGGGUACAACGAUUGGGACAAAGUUACUCCGGAGACCGCCGCUUGCUAGUUAAGUGUUUAUGGUUACCCAUGCAACGUGGAAGGAACGAGAAAGCAAAUGCGACUUUCAGCGCUAAUCGAACGAUAGUCGUGAUUCAGGACUGAUGAUGUUAGAAGGGGAAUAGUAGCGCAAGAAAACGUAAAGCAUUCGUGCGAAAAAAUUUCAUGACAAACAUCCGCUGCCUCACUUUAUUUUCUUAUAUCUUAACAAUAUCGUGAGACGUGGAUGCAACAUCUCCGCGGACACGGUGCAUUUCACGCCGACUUGACAAAGAACAACAGGAAGCAACGGGAGGGGUCAACGACCGAUGAUGUGCUUAAGGGUGAAUCUGACUGCCAAAGCCGAGGUGUUCCGCGCGAUUAAGCAGUACGGAUGCGCUGACACGUUCCUGGUGGUGUCGAACCCCUUAAAGGGAGGCGCGCGAACUCCGCUGCAUCGCGGAACUGGAGGGGACGCCUUUAGUAGGACGUGGCUCGCAUAAUGUAUCUUUCGGCCGGCUAUAUACAGUCCUGUUUCACUGGCGCGCCGGCCGCGUGCUCGGAACCGUCGACGCCGGAUCGCCGAUCGAUCCUUCCGGCUGCACGGAUCAAGCCGAUCGCUUCCAGUCGGCGAUCAUCCUCGGCGCGGUCCGUAAUACUAGAAACUGUGCUGCAGUGAUACACUCGCAGUAAUCUCUGGCAAUUAUCUUCGGAGAUAAUGGUCCUAGUUGCGACCGAAGAUUUACUCGACCAGAAUCGACACUAAUCAACGAACUCUAAGUGAUCAGUCUCGAUCGAUGGCGAAUCUGCAUAUUGCAGACGAUCAAGCUGAUGAAAAACGGAUUUGAGCUUAAUAUGAUGUAUGAAUAGGAAGAAUUGUUGAAGAUUAAAAAAGCGAUAUCAUGCUCCGGUAGAGACGCAUAUUCAAUCAACAGAAGAAGAAGGAGACAAAAAACAUGAAAGAAAAAUCGAUAAUCUCGACAAGCAGCGUCGCAUUGUGAUCCUUCUACAUGUGAUAAAACUCGAUGACGGGAAAAAUGGUGUUCGAUCCGGCCUGCGAGGAGCAGAGGAAGCAAUUCUUCAAGCAAGGCUAUGGCGCUCAUUUACCCGGGUACACGGGUCACUGCCCUACGCUCAAAUUUCGCGUUGGGAAAAGAUUCGGAGCGAGUACGGAAGAAAUAAUGAAGGAAUUAUUGGAAAAAAAAAUUCUUAAGACUGGACCAUAUAGGCCAAAUUCUGGUAGAGAAGUUGAGUUAUCGAAUUCUCAGGACAAGGAGAUUAAAAGAGACUGGAAUAACGAGACAAGAUUGUACAAGGCGCCUCCUCCCUACAUUCUAGGAUAUACCGGAUAUAUUCCUGGCUUCAGCAGCAGGUACGGUCUACCUUUCAUGAAGGCCGUGGAAGCCGGUGCCAAAGAAUGGCACGAGGCGCAAAUAAAACUGAGAGCACGGCGGGAUGCAAUGAGAGCCCAUGCCGAACGGACGGAUCCGCGAAAUCUUCUCUCUCGGGCGAGGACGGACAAUGUGGACGUCGAGAUCGAUCACGGUCAUGACAGAGACAGAAGGACCUUCGAUUAUCAUGUCUCUCCGGAAAGACCGCCGAUCGUCGGCUAUACGGGCCACAUUCCAGGCGCGAGAGGAGAAGUUGCGCUUUCCAAGAGGUACGCUCAAGCCGCCAAAAAAGGAUUAGAGCGCGUGCAAAGGGAACGUGAAGAAAGGCUUAAUAGGACUAAAGACAUGCACGCUGUGCAGAGAGUCCUCGACAAUGCGUAUCUCGACGAUACGGGACACACGCGCGCAUAAGAUGACAUGAGACGACGUGAAAGUUACAGAUACGAGUAGAAUUUGCUGUUUUCUAAUUUUCGGACAUAAAUAAUUUUCCGUACUACUCAGAUGUCGCAGAGAACGGAAA